AUGGCGAAGAAACAGAGCAAUGUGAGCCGCCGGGCAUGGAACAUCCUCCGCCUGGCAUUGCUCUGGGCGCGAAAAGGCGGCGUCUUCAAGAGACGGCUGGUGAUGGAUCUCCGUCUGGUCCCCAAGUUCAUCAAGAGCAUGGCGCCCGCUUCUUCUUCUUCUUCCUCUGGCCCCCGAAUUGGCUUCUACGGCGAAAGGGAGCUCUCUUUCGACAAGACUCCUCUGUUCCAGGUCAAGAUGCACCGCCCUGCAUCCAUGCGCUUCAUCAUUCCUUGCAUUACUCCGAACCAGGCCGACUUCGAGGACUGCAAUGUCGAUGGUUAUGAAAAUGGCGCUUUCUACGACGACGAGCCUUGCACAAGUGGAAGGGAGAUUAGCAGGUGCAGCGACGACAUUGUUGUUGUUGAUGAUGAAGAAGCCUACGACGAAGAGCAAUAUUCCGACGAUGAUUGCUCAUCGGUGGAGGAAGAAGCAGAAGGGAUAGACUCCAGAGCUGACAAGUUCAUAGCUCAGUUCUAUGAACAAAUGAAGCUUCAGAGACAGGUUUCAUACCUAGAGUACCACAAGAAAUGA
Molecule: messenger RNA, 573 nt
Organism: Linum tenue
Lineage: Eukaryota; Viridiplantae; Streptophyta; Magnoliopsida; Malpighiales; Linaceae
Source: the annotation of a GenBank genome assembly